Ilex paraguariensis (yerba mate) is the source of this 777-nucleotide messenger RNA. The record is from the annotation of a GenBank genome assembly. NCBI's taxonomy places the organism in Eukaryota, Viridiplantae, Streptophyta, Magnoliopsida, Aquifoliales, Aquifoliaceae.
AUGGGAGUGAUAUGUCAAGUGACUUCUACUGUGAAUAGAGUUGCCUAUUAUUAUCUUCUAGCCAAAAUGGCACCCGAACUAUUACUGGUUCUUCAAAUAUUAAGCAUUGCUUUACUAUUUCAACCACAGGGAACAGCCUCGAUGGCAAAGCUUGGUUGCCAACAGAAAUGUGGGCACAUGACAAUUUCUUAUCCAUUUGGCAUCGGACAAGGCUGUUGCAUGGAAAAAGAAUUUGAAGUCACAUGCACAAAUGGGUCAUGGGCCUGGCUGGUCGGUGAGUUAUUUGUAUUGGACUUGUCCCUCGAUUACAUCCGUGUUGGUGGUGGAAGUAUGGCAAUCGGCUGUUUCAACGAUUCUGGGACAAAUUCUAUAGGCUUGAAUUACAAGUUGAACCUGAGAUUCAGUUUUUCCCACACCCAAAAUAAGUUUGUAGCUGUAGGAUGUGACAUUUUCGCCUAUAUUAUUGACCCUAAAAGUGCAAACUAUACAAGUGGGUGUGUGUCCUUAUGUCAUAAUGAUACUGCAAGACCAAUUUUGGGUCUUUCUUGCUCUGGUGUUGGGUGCUGCCAAACAACUAUCCCAAACGAUAUCUCCUCAUUUGAUCUCCAAAUCAUCAGCAUGAAUACUUUUAACCAUUCUUGGAGCUCUCACCCAUGCACCGCGGCCUUUGUUGCCCAGAAGGACUUUUCCAGUUACAGGAGAGGAAUAGAGAUGUACCCCUUUAUCCCUACCGUGCUUAGUUGGUCGAUUGGAAACGUCAGUUGUGAUGAAGCUUAG